GUGCCCAAUCUGAGUGAGAUACAGUCACGUCUGGCGUACAUCUCCUGUAUACGACAGCUCGAGGAGGUGAAACGCAGUGGUAUCUGCUAUUACCUGCGUCCGCCAAUCGACAAGUACAUGACCUUGCAGUUCUCGGCUUUCGAGGAAAUUGUGGUAAGUGAUCGUCCCUCCCCCCCGUCAACCCCCUCUCGUUUUCUGAUGAGCUCCACUCACUCCCACACCAGAAGACGGGUUGUUAAACCUACCCGUGUUUGA
Messenger RNA from Dibothriocephalus latus, 255 nucleotides. NCBI's taxonomy places the organism in Eukaryota, Metazoa, Platyhelminthes, Cestoda, Diphyllobothriidea, Diphyllobothriidae. The record is from the annotation of a GenBank genome assembly.